UUUUACAUCGCCGAUAAUGCCUAUCCAUGUUUGAUUUUGCUACGUUCCCAAUGCAUUGAUCCUGUAGACUAUCAUGCAUUAUCCUGCAGCUUCUGUUGGUGGAUUUAUUUACUUAUUUUAUUCUCUCAUAUCCAGACUGAUGGCAGUGUUCCAAAUACUCUUGUGAUUGCAAACUGUGAGGUUGUUAAACCUAGGGUUGCUGCUGCAGAGCACAUAUCAGAGUUCAAUGAAGAAGCACGCUCUCCAUUUGUGAGGAAGUAUAAAACUAUUAUACAUCCUGGCGAGGUGAACAAAAUCAGAGAACUGCCUCAGAACAGUAAGAUAGUGGCUACACACACUGACAGUCCUGAUGUCCUCAUUUGGGAUGUUGACGCUCAACCCAAUCGUCAUGCAGCUCAUGCUGUCAUGGAAGCCACAGAGUCUCAUCCAGAUCUGAUAUUGACUGGGCAUAAAGACAAUGCUGAAUUUGCUCUUGCCAUGUGCCCUACUGAGCCCUUUGUACUCUCUGGAGGGAAAGACAAGUUGGUGGUGUUGUGGAGUAUUCAUGAUCAUAUCUCAACCUUGGCUGCCAAACCAGUGUCUUCAGAGUCUCCUGGAUCUUGUGGCUCCGAUGCAAAACACACCUCUAAGGUUGGUGCGAGUAAUGAUAAACCUAAUGAGAGGCCUUCUAUUGGGCCACGGAGUGUCUACCAAGGGCAUGAUGAUACUGUUGAAGAUGUUCAAUUCCACCCAUCAAGUGCACAGGAAUUCUGUAGCAUAGGAGAUGAUUCAUGUCUUAUACUGUGGGAUGCAAGAACUGGCUCUAGUCCAGUUGUUAAGGUUGAGAAAGCACAUAAUACUGAUCUUCAUUGUGUUGACUGGAAUGCUCAUGAUGUAAAUCUCAUUAUCACGGGAUCUGCUGAUAAUACUGUUCACAUGUUUGAUCGCCGAAACCUCACUUUUGGUGGGUUUGGAUCGCCUAUUCAUAAAUUUGAAGGUCACAGUGCUGCUGUCCUUUGUUUACAGUGGUCUCCUGACAAGUCUUCUGUCUUCGGAAGCUCUGCAGAGGAUGGGAUUCUGAAUAUAUGGGAUUAUGAGAAGGUUGGUAAAAAGCAAGAUUCUGUUGGGUUGAAAUUGCCAAAUGCUCCUCCAGGAUUGUUUUUCCGACAUGCUGGGCAUAGGGACAAGCUUGUUGACUUCCAUUGGAAUGCUUCUGAUCCGUGGACAAUUGUCAGUGUUUCUGAUGAUUCUGAAACUACUUCAGGAGGUGGUACUCUACAGCUAAGAAAAACAUUUCUCAAUUGA
This is a messenger RNA of Hevea brasiliensis (rubber tree), 1284 nucleotides long. RefSeq names its product WD-40 repeat-containing protein MSI4. The annotation marks the transcript as partial. The transcript is spliced from 12 exons. NCBI's taxonomy places the organism in Eukaryota, Viridiplantae, Streptophyta, Magnoliopsida, Malpighiales, Euphorbiaceae. Gene Ontology annotation, cellular component: nucleus. The record is from RefSeq and is a predicted model, not a curated record. Gene Ontology annotation, biological process: regulation of gene expression. Gene Ontology annotation, molecular function: histone binding.